Sparassis crispa is the source of this 1350-nucleotide messenger RNA. RefSeq names its product Brix domain-containing protein. Bases 1 to 1350 code for a protein of 449 amino acids. Gene Ontology annotation, biological process: ribosomal large subunit assembly; rRNA processing. Gene Ontology annotation, molecular function: rRNA binding. The record is from RefSeq and is a predicted model, not a curated record. Gene Ontology annotation, cellular component: preribosome, large subunit precursor. NCBI's taxonomy places the organism in Eukaryota, Fungi, Basidiomycota, Agaricomycetes, Polyporales, Sparassidaceae. The transcript has 4 exons.
AUGGCUCGUCGUCGAAAAAACCGUACCCAUCUCAAGGGAGGCGUAGCGUCCAACCCAGGCACAGCCGAAGGUGUCCCGAAGUCGUUCGUGAUCAAGCACGGCCAGGUUGGCACCUCGCUCACGCAGCUCGUCCGCGAUGUGCGCAAAGUGAUGGAGCCCAACACCGCGAGCCGUCUGAAGGAACGGACCCGGAACAAACUUAAGGAUUUCUUCACGAUGGCGCCCGCGCUCGGCGUCACGCAUCUCCUUGCGUUUACUCUGACGGACGUCGCGCCGUCGUUCAGGAUCGUGCGCCUCUCUGCGGGGCCGACCCUCAGCUUCCGAGUGGAGCGGUAUAGUCUUGUGAAGGAUGUGAUGAAAAUCUCACGAAGGGCGCACAGUCUAGGGAGCGUGGAGUAUCUCAGCCCGCCCUUGCUUGUGCUUGCGUCGUUCCCGCAACCAGGGCCCUCGACCCCGCCGCACCUCUCGCUUCUCAUGAAGACCUUCCAGACGCUCUUCCCGCCGCUCGCGCCGCACACGCUGAGCCUCUCCUCCGCACGGCGCGUCGUGCUCAUCUCAUACGACGCCGAGCGCGGCACCGUCGACUUCCGGCACUACCUGAUUACUGUGAAACCGUACGGCGUGUCAAAGCGCGUGCGGCGCGUGCUCGAGGGCGCGUCCACCAAGUCUUCCGCGAAGGGCCACCUCGAUCUCGGAAACGAGAAGGACGUCGCGGAUUUCUUUUUGCGCCGGAAGGGCGAGCCCGGACCGGGCGCAAGUGACGGGUAUGAAUCUGCUGCGUCGUCGGCGUCGAGUGCCGCUGGGGACGAUGCGGACGCGGUGUCGCUUGCGGAUGAUUACGUCGGGAGGAAUAACAAGAAGGGCCAGAAAAGGGCGGUGAAGCUGGAUGAAAUUGGCCCGAGGAUGGAGCUGAGGCUGAUCAAAAUCACGGAGAGCGUGCCAGGGAAGGAGGGCGCUGUGAUUUAUCAUCAAUUUGUCAAGAGAACGAAAGCAGAGACCGCUACUCAGAAAGCCGAACACCGGGCCAAGGAGAAGCUGCGGAAACAACGGAGAGAAGAGCAGGAGCGCAACAUUCAACGGAAGAAGGAAUUGGCUACACAGAAUAAGGCACCAAAUGCUGCAGAGAACGAGGAAGACGAGGGCGACGAGGAAGAUCUAGAUGAAGACCUCAGAGAGCAAUCUGACGGCGGCGGCGGGGAGUACGAAGGGGAUGGUGCAUGGGACGACGAUGAAGAUAUCAGUGGGGAUGAACACGAGGGUAGCGACAGCGAAGAGGCAGAUGAAGAAAGCAGCGAAAGUGAGGUAUUCAGACCACCACCCAAAAAGCCUAAACUGCGAAGCAAAUACUAG